UGCCGGUUCCCUUCCCAGGUAUUGAGCGAUCGGGAGCCCGGACGGCUGGCUUCUCUUGGGUUAGGUGUGGCGGGGCUUCAGACCGCUGAGUGUUGUGUUUGGAGCCCUGGGGUGGACGCGGCGGCAGAGCUCAGCCCUGGAACUCGUGCAGUCACGAGAAGGAAGCGCGUAGCUCUGCGCCUACGUAGAGUAUAUUUCAUUAACCAAACUUGAAAUCCAAUAACUCCCCCCAUUAUUAUUAAUUCCUCGCUAGGGAGCUGCUCCAAGGUUCAGUCCCGUUUGGUGGCAGCGAGAAUGAUUUUUUUGCUAGAGCAGGGUGAUAGGGCCCAAACGCAGUUUCCAGAGAUAGAAACUUUCUGUGCAUAAAAAAUUUUGCCUGGGUGCCCUUCUUACGUAUUGGGAAUACAACUCUUAGACUUUCUGAAAGUUGCAUUGCCUUAACACAUCUGGGGAUAGCAAGCUGGAGAAGGCAGGAUUUCUGCUAGAGCUUCUCUUGCCUGACAUCCUGAUUUGUGAUGCAGACUAUAUUUUGAAGGUUCUAGGGCCAUAAAGGUCCCAGCGUGGGACACAAGACAGGAUGGCUGAAGCUGUCCAUUAUAUCCAUUUGCAGAACUUCAGCAAGUCCCUUCUGGAGACGUUGAAUGGGCAACGCCUAGGUGGCCAUUUCUGUGACGUGACGGUGCACAUUCAGGAAGCCACCCUGAGGGCUCACCGGUGUGUGCUGGCUGCUGGCAGCCCCUUUUUCCAUGAUAAGCUGUUGUUGGGCUACUCAGAGAUUGAGGUGCCCCCUGUGGUCCCCAGCCAGGUGGUGCGCCAGCUGGUAGAGUUUAUGUACAGUGGAUCUCUGGUUGUAGCCCAGUCUGAAGCUCUGCAGAUCCUCACUGCUGCCUCCAUCUUGCAAAUCAAGACUGUCAUUGAUGAAUGCACCCAGAUCAUCUCUCAGAGUCGCAGCCCCAAACCCCCCACUGCCCCUCCAGCAGUGCCCCUCUCCCUUCCCAGAGUUCUGCCCACCAAGCCCCAGGAGCAGCAAUCCAAAGAGGUCAUUGGCAGCCUCUCACGGCCAGGUGACCUGGAGGCAGCCCACCUGGAACCCCCCAAGCUGCUCUGCGCCUCGGAAGUGCGUUACAAGCUGCGAGACCUGCUAUCUUCCCAGCACAGAGAAGCUCGGACAGCUGCCUGUGAGGGGACCAUAAGUGAUGGAGACACAGGAGGUUCCUACCUGCACUCUACUGAGUCCGCCCCCAGCUGCCACAGCCGCAAACAGCGCCAGCCAGUGAGGCUUCAGCUGUCUGAGACAAUGCCAGUCAUCAUCAAAGAUGAAGAGGAGGGCAGUGGGGAAGGCCCAGAGGGGUCAGAGGCAGAAAGAGAGGCCAAGCUGAGCUGCUUUGUGGAAUGCAGUGGGAGUGGCCCCUUUGCCGCUGGCUUCAACGACCAGGCAAAGGAUUCUGGGGGUAGCAGUGGGGCUGACAGGAAAGAGGGCCUCCACUUGGAUUAUGCUGCCCCAGAAGGUCAGGAUUUCUUUGGGAACCAGGACGUCUUUUCGGAGUCCUUCAUCCCAUCCUGGCAGGGAGAAGAAAGUGGAGAAGAGGCUGCGGUUUCCACCUCUCGAGACAGAGAGAAAUUCCAUCCUGAUUGUAACGUGGAGUCUUCCAAUCUGCGGAACUUAACAGGAGAAUUCAAGCAAGACUUAGGCGCCUCCUCUGGGUUCCCACCCCGGAGCAGCAGUGGCGGGACCGACGGCUUGACCUUUGUCUCCUCCCUGGGCAUCCAGCGGGAGCUCAAGGCAGAAGUCAGCAAUACCAGCACAGUCACCAGCAACACUAGCAUCUUCCAAUUCCAUCUGCCGCAGCCUGGUGGUGUAGCCCAGACCUUCUACAGCAUUCAGCAGCAGCAGCAGCAGCAGCAGGAGACAGGUGCCAGCAACAUGGUGCAACUCAGCCCCAGCACAAUGGUCACCAGCGCCCUUCAUGGUGGGGAGCAGCAGAACCAACAACCUGGGACCUCCCGCUGCUUGGAGCCUUCCUAUCAAUGCAGCCACUGCCAGAAAACGUUCAGUUCUCGGAAGAACUACACCAAGCAUAUGUUCAUCCAUUCUGGUGAGAAGCCCCAUCAGUGCAGCAUCUGCUGGCGCUCCUUCUCACUGCGGGACUAUCUGCUCAAGCACAUGGUGACCCACACCGGCGUGCGUGCCUUCCAGUGCUCCAUCUGCUGCAAGCGCUUCACCCAGAAGAGCUCCCUCAACGUGCACAUGCGCACCCACCGCCCCGAACGCUUCCAGUGCUGCAUCUGCAACAAGUAUUUCUCUCACCGCACCCUGCUGGAGCGCCACAUGACCACCCACACUGCCUGGAAGGGUGGGCCGUCGGAGGCCCCUGGGGCCCUCGUAGCCUCCUCCUCCCCAGCUGACUGGAAGGAGAAACCAAACGUUGCCACCGCUGCUGCUCCUGCUGUGGAGGCGAGCAUCGUACCUGCUCCAGUGGCCUGGAAAGCAGGGGAGCCAUCUGCUGAGAGCACCAUCAGCGGUUGGAAGACAGGAGAGCCGAGCCCCGCAGAAAGUCGUCUGGUAGCCUGGAAGGGAGACGCUGCUGGGGAAAACUCAGUUACGGCCUGGAAAGGGGAUCCUACUUCGGAGACAUCCAUGCAGCCUCAUACAAUCUAGAACAUCUGGGGCUUUUUUGCUGCUUGAUCCAUCCCUUGUGGCUUGUGGAGAUCGGGUGGCAUCACGGCUUACCUUGAGUCAUUUAAUCUGGAAGAAUAUCUGCUGUAGUAUCUUGCAAACUGGAAAGCUGCCUUACUAAAAGGCAAAGUCUUUGGGGCUACCACUGUAGAUUCUUCCAGGGAGGAAUAGAAAUUGCUGCUGUGGGCAGACCGUGCAGUCUGUUGUCGGUGGACACAAAUGGAGAUUGUGUCCUCUGCCUUCUCUAGUAGCGCAAUGGUACAGCACAUGCUUUGCAUGCCGGGAGUCAUAAAUUGGAUCCCUGGCCUUAUCAGUUAAAAAUAAUAAGGCAGAAGGACUGGGAAUGCCCCUUGACUGGAAUCCAAAACACCAUUUGCCAGGAAGAAUGGAUCAUAUUAAUCUUGUUGGACCAAUAGGCUGACCUAGGCUAAGGCAAUUUAAUAGCCCAAUGUGCUGGAGUGGGAUGUGAUUUCCCAGAAACAUCUGACUACACAUGGGAUGCUAGAUGAACCCUUGGCCUGUUCCAAUGGGGCAGCUCCUACAGAAGACUGACAACAAAUAAGAAGCACAAUAUUCUCUGUUGCUUUGUAUAUAGUAAAGUGGGGAACAUACUCGGAUAUGUUUGCAGCUAAUGGUAUUACUGGCUUGCAUUUUCAAGCCAGCUUGGUUCUGUUUUGGUAAAAAAGCUAUCAACACCUUUCCGCUCUUUUUUUUUUUUCUGUCUAGGAAUCA
This is a messenger RNA of Candoia aspera, 3409 nucleotides long. RefSeq names its product zinc finger and BTB domain containing 45 (gene ZBTB45). The transcript has 4 exons. NCBI's taxonomy places the organism in Eukaryota, Metazoa, Chordata, Lepidosauria, Squamata, Candoiidae. Gene Ontology annotation, biological process: regulation of transcription by RNA polymerase II. The coding region runs from base 578 to 2659 and encodes 693 amino acids. Gene Ontology annotation, molecular function: DNA-binding transcription factor activity, RNA polymerase II-specific; RNA polymerase II cis-regulatory region sequence-specific DNA binding; protein binding. The record is from RefSeq and is a predicted model, not a curated record.